AUGGCCCAAAAGAUAGCACCCGUUUGGGUUCACCCCAGCCCUCAUCUUACGGUCCUCGACGCCUUUAGGCGGCACGUCAACCAGCGAUACCACGUGUUCCUACCAGACUAUGCAUCACUGCAUGGAUGGACCAUCGAGAACAUGGAAUUGUUCUACCAAGAGCUGUGGAACUUUAGCGGGCUCGUCACGUCGAAGCCGCCGCUGAAGGUAGCCAACUCUCUUGCCUCCAUGUGGCCGAGGCCGCAAUGGUUUCCCGGAGCCGAGAUGAAUUUCACCGAGAAUCUGCUGGCAACCGGUCUCGCCGCUCAUCCAGACAUGAUUGCAGUCUCUGCAUGUCGCGAAGGGGGGAAGGAUUGGAGGCACUUGAAUUGGAAACAGUUGCGAGAACUUGUCGCCUCUUAUACUACUGCAUUUAGAAAUGCUGGCGUUGUAAAGGGAGACCGUGUUGCAGCGAUCGUAACCAACUCCCUUGAGGCUUUACUCAUCGCACUCGCUGCCGGUGCUGUUGGAGCUAUUUUUUCGUCCGCGUCACCCGAUAUGGGACCAAAAGCCAUUGUCGAGAGAUUUGUCCAGAUUCAACCAAAGAUUAUGUUCAUUGAACCUCACGUGUUCUAUGCGAACAAAAGCCGGAACCUGAGGGAUCGUCUUAGUGGCGCCGUCGAGGAGCUCAAGGCCAAGGUUUCAUGCCUAGACAAGGUCAUCGUCGUCAAUGAUCCUACCUGGACGCAAGGCGGACUCAUUGCUCUCGAGAUAUUUCUCGAUGUCCCAGCCCAGCCCCUCGAAUUUGUUCAAGUAAUGUUUGAUCAUCCCAUAUACAUUUUGUUCACUUCUGGGACCACGGGCAGCCCGAAAUGUAUCUGCCACUCUGGGGGAGCAGCCCUCCUAAAGAACAAGCUCGAUUUGGCAAUGAAUAUGGACAUGGGAAUAGGCUCUACAUACUACCAGUACACAACUACUGGCUGGAUGAUGUGGAAUGUGCUCAUUGGCGCACUGAGUCUUGGAUCAAGGAUCAUCUUGUACGAUGGAAGUCCUCUCCAUCCAAGCCCCUCCCAUCAACUCAGCCUGCUCGAAAGCCAAGGGGUAACCCAUUGGGGUACCAGCCCAAAAUUCCUUGGCGCACUGAAAUUUGACCCAGCAAGCACUCAAAUCGCAAGGCGCUUGGAGGGCCUCCAGAAUGUCCUCGUUGCCGGCUCUCCGCUCGCGACUAGUCUUGUCGACUGGUUCUAUGCGGAUAGAUUCCCAAGUCACAUAGGUCUACAAAAUAGUUCUGGCGGCACCGAUCUCGUGGGAGCGAUUGUUGGCGGCAACAACCUAUCACCUGUCAACGGGAAUGAGUUAGCUGCCCCAGUGCUGGGCAUGAAGGUUGAAAUCUGGGAUCUCGGGGGUAGUGUAGCGGAAGACUCAUCAAACGAACAGGGUGAGCUCGUCAUUACAAGGCCUUUCGUCAGCAUGCCGAUCAAGUUCUGGGGCGACGAUGCAAAAGACAGCAAAUACUUCGAUACGUACUUUGCACUCAACCACGGCGUUUGGAGCCACGGCGAUUCUAUUUCGCGAAACCCUGUUACAGGAGGGUUUUCUCUACACGGACGCAGUGACGGGGUCCUUAACCCAGGAGGCAUCCGCUUUGGUACGGCUGAGCUGUAUGACGUGAUCAGUCGCUUUCCAGAGAUUGAAGACUCAGUAGCUGUGGGCCAGCGUGUCAAGGUAGAAAGCGACCGAGAAGAAGAGAGGGUCGUCAUGUUUAUCAAAAUGAGGAGCCCAAGUGCGAUUUUGGACGCCUCACUGCGGUCUAGAAUCACACAGGGUAUUCGCCAGACGCUAAGCGCCCGACACGUACCGGAGGAGAUCUGGCAAGUGAAGGAUAUACCUUAUUCGAUGAAUGGGAAGAAGAUGGAGAAGGUUGUGAAGGGUAUUAUUUGCGGAGAAAAGAUCACCUGGGGCUCAAUUGCGAACCCGGAGUGCCUCAAUGAGUUCGCAAAGUUCGUGCCUCACAAAACCAACGCGGCUCGAUUGUAA
Pestalotiopsis fici W106-1 is the source of this 2016-nucleotide messenger RNA. RefSeq lists its product as uncharacterized. The record is from RefSeq and is a predicted model, not a curated record. Gene Ontology annotation, cellular component: cytosol. Bases 1 to 2016 code for a protein of 671 amino acids. NCBI's taxonomy places the organism in Eukaryota, Fungi, Ascomycota, Sordariomycetes, Amphisphaeriales, Sporocadaceae. The transcript is spliced from 9 exons. Gene Ontology annotation, biological process: lipid metabolic process. Gene Ontology annotation, molecular function: acetoacetate-CoA ligase activity.